Ictalurus furcatus (blue catfish) is the source of this 2199-nucleotide messenger RNA. RefSeq names its product acyl-CoA binding domain containing 7 (gene acbd7). Gene Ontology annotation, molecular function: fatty-acyl-CoA binding. The transcript has 5 exons. Gene Ontology annotation, biological process: fatty acid metabolic process. Bases 1688 to 1984 code for a protein of 98 amino acids. NCBI's taxonomy places the organism in Eukaryota, Metazoa, Chordata, Actinopteri, Siluriformes, Ictaluridae. The record is from RefSeq and is a predicted model, not a curated record.
GAUUAAAAGUACUGUAAAAGUGUUCAUUCAAGUGCUCGAUGAAGAGGUGGGUUUUGAGUCUUUGAUCGAAGAUGGACUCUGACUCAGCUGUUCGGACAUCCGGGGAUGGUUCAUUCCAUCACCAUGUGAUGAGUGCCAGGACAGAGACGAGUCUUUAUGAGCGUCUACCUGAGGCACAAAGGGAGUGGGGUGUGAUUAAGGAAGGUGGGCCCUGGUUACUUUUUGGCUUUGUAGGCAAGCAUCAGUGUUUAAAUCUGACACGGAUUUCUACAGGAAGCCAGUGGAGGGUACGCCGCAGUGCGGUGAGGGAACUUGGCUAGGUUGAAAACAAGUUCAAGUGCAUUCUGGAUCAGUGCCAAUGUCAGAUGGUGCGCAGGAGAUCUGCCAGGAGAGAGUUACAGUAGUCCAAUCUCACAAAACAAGCACCUGAGUGGCUGGAUGUCCAAACAAGGCUAAACACAAAGAUUCUGAGAAGCUGGAACAAUUAUGAUGUAGGAGUUGCGUAGACUAGCCAACCAGUCAACUACUACAUUCACGAGUCACCACUGUUGGAAUGUCAAUUAGUCAGGGUGGUGGAAAAAACAACAACAAUCCAAUUACUUUGUUAAUCUGAAAAUAUUUCAAAGUAGAUCAAACUAAUUCUACAGUUAACCACAAAUUGUGAAUGACUGCAGUGGGCAAAGUCUUUUUAUUUUCUUUUGAUUUAAUGGAACAAUAUCACUUGGUAUGAGGAGUAAAGGUGAGCAUGGGACUGAUUUAUUCUUUUUUUUAUCUUUAUCCCACUCCCACCCGCUCAUGAAGACUGUAGUUUAACAUGAUGUUUCAACUCCCAAGCCAUUAUCAAGCUGUAAAAACCUGUAAAGAUGCUCCUCCAUGUAAAGAAGGGUGGUGCUGUAAGGAGGGCUCUGUUGAUGGACAUGAGCUUCCACGCUGCGCUGUACGAGUGCAUUUUAAGAAAUCCUCAAAGCGUCCAAUAUGAUACACAGAUUUAUUUUUUAAAUCAAUUUAUUUCAAUUCAAUUUGAUUUGUAUAGCGCUUUUAACGAUGGACAUUGUCUCAAAGCAGCUUUACAGAAAUGUAUAAACACAGGAUACAGAUUUUAAGUGUGUGGAUUUAUCCCUAUUGAGCGAGCUGGUGGCGAGGAAAAACUCCUUAAGAUGAUAUGAGGAAGAAACCUUGAGAGGAACCAGACUCAGAAGGGAACCCAUCCUCAUCUGGGUAACAACGGAUAGUGUGAGAGUAAAGGAAAGUUCAUUAUGGUUUUUACAUGAAGUUUGUUUGUUAACUAGUGCACUGUUCACUAAAGGAGACUUGAGUGGAAAACUGCGUGUUGUAAAUGCAGUCCCAAGGGCAUAGUAGCAACCGUAGUCCCAGCAACCACAGCGAGAAUGUCCAUGUGGAAUUGAGACCAAAAACCAUUUCAUGGUACUUCAAGCAGUACCAUCCAAAGCAAUCUCCAGGCUGUAGCCUCCAGUUGAUGAGAGCUCCAUCCAGAGGUAGGGCAUCAGGAUGGAUCAGACAGGUCCGGAGAGCAGAAAGGGUCAGGAUCACUGGCAUCUCCAUAAAAUCAUGUGUGGCAUGACAGAAGGAGGGAGAGGGAGUAAACAUGAAAAGUCGCAAAUACCUAGCAUGAAAUAGGGACAACAUGAAGUGUACGGUGAUGAGUUCCCAGGACUGAACCUGAGAGAUGCAAUCCAGUUUGAUCUUCCCCUUUAAGUUGGACUUGGAGGCAGAGUUUGACAAGAUUGCAGCAGAUGUAAAACAGGUGAAAAGCCGGCCAUCUGACCAGGAGCUACUGGAUCUGUAUGGCCUCUACAAGCAGGUUAUUGCUGGGGACAUUAAUAUCGAUGCACCAGGAAUGUUGGAUGUGAAAGGAAAAGCAAAAUGGGAUGCUUGGAAUUCCAGGAAAGGCAUGUCUACAGAAGAUGCCAUGACUGCCUACAUCACCAAGGCCAAGGAAGUCAUCAAUAAAUAUGGAAUGUGAUUCAUUUUAAUCACUGGAAUAGACUUGCAUGUGAGCCCAAAAAUAGUGGAUGUGAUACUUGCAGAGAUAGAUUAAAUCUUUUUAACUGUUGUGGUUAAUGUUACGCUGAUUAGCUGUUGUGUUUCUGAGUCUUAACAGUGUAAUCGUUACUGUAAGGAUAAUCUUGUUUUUGCAUGCUUUAUAAAAUAACAGGUACAUUAAAAACAUUGUUGUGA